Molecule: messenger RNA, 1247 nt
Organism: Saccostrea cuccullata (small rock oyster)
Lineage: Eukaryota; Metazoa; Mollusca; Bivalvia; Ostreida; Ostreidae
Product: procathepsin L-like
Exons: 9
Coding region: 20-1102 (360 amino acids)
Biological process (GO): positive regulation of peptidase activity; positive regulation of apoptotic signaling pathway; immune response
Cellular component (GO): lysosome
Molecular function (GO): cysteine-type endopeptidase activity; cysteine-type endopeptidase activator activity involved in apoptotic process
Source: RefSeq, a predicted model, not a curated record
UUCUGAGAAUCAAUAGAAGAUGAACAGUUUGUGGUUCGUGUGUUUACUGGCCGCGGUUUUGCGAGGGGCAUCCGUGCAAAAAGAGAAUGUCCAGUCUUUCGACAUUAAGGAGACCCAGAAACACACGGAACAGUUACACAUCCUUAAAACAAACGCAGGGAUCAACUAUCAACCCUACGAACAGGCCUGGAAGGAAUUCAAAAUCCUUCAUGGUAAAACUUAUAAGACUGGUAAAGAGGAAAUCCAUCGCUUUGAGAUUUUCAGAAGAAAUGUCCAGAAAAUUGAGGAACACAACCGAUUAUACCAUCAGGGGAAAACAUCUUAUUAUAUGGGUGUCAACCAGUUCACAGACCUGAAACUUGAAGAAUUUGUGAAACGCAAUGGUUUGAACAGAACCUCAGUGAAGUAUAAAGGGUGCUCCGCACACCUUUCAGCCAAUGAUCUUGUGGCUCCAGAGUCUGUUGACUGGAGAAAAGAGGGUUACGUCACUGCUGUCAAAAAUCAGCAUCAUUGCGGUUCCUGCUAUACUUUUAGCACAACUGGUGCCGUUGAAGGACAGCACUUCCGUAAAACAGGUGAUUUGGUUUCCCUCAGUGAACAGCAGAUUUUGGAUUGCUCUGAGUCAUUUGGAAAUAACGGCUGUCAUGGUGGAUUGAUGGACGAUUCAUUCAGAUAUAUCAAGUCAGUAGGGGGGAUCCAAACUGAAAAGGAUUAUCCAUACACAGCAAAGAAAAUGGAAUGUAAAUUUGAACACGAAAAUGUUGCCGCAACAGUCAGCGGAUGUGUUGAUAUCGAGAGAGGAAGUGAAGUAGACCUGAAGCACGCUUUGGCCGAGGUGGGUCCUGUCUCAGUAGGAAUAGAUGCUAGUCACUCAUCAUUACAGUUUUAUGAUGGAGGAGUCUAUGUUGAGCCACACUGCAGCUCUGUUUGGUUGAAUCAUGGAGUUUUAGCUGUCGGAUAUGGUACUCAGGAAGGGAAAGACUACUGGAUUGUUAAAAACAGUUGGGGUCCAGAAUGGGGUAUGGAAGGGUACGUCUUAAUGUCAAGAAACAAAGACAACAUGUGUGGAAUAGCUACCGAAGCCAGCUAUCCUCUUGUUUAGAAAACACGGUAUACAGAUAACUGCAUCCCCAAGGACGAGCAAUCCCAGACGAUUAAUCAAAGCCACAAAAGCAGAUAUAAUUCUGUAUAAUAAUAUGAUAAACCAAAAACCCAAAAAGCUGACACUUCACCGUAUUUUUUUUAAU